Helianthus annuus (common sunflower) is the source of this 1353-nucleotide messenger RNA. RefSeq lists its product as uncharacterized. Bases 1 to 1353 code for a protein of 450 amino acids. Gene Ontology annotation, biological process: DNA integration. The transcript has a single exon. NCBI's taxonomy places the organism in Eukaryota, Viridiplantae, Streptophyta, Magnoliopsida, Asterales, Asteraceae. The record is from RefSeq and is a predicted model, not a curated record. Gene Ontology annotation, molecular function: RNA-DNA hybrid ribonuclease activity; nucleic acid binding.
AUGCUUUACGGGGCACGUAAUCACAGUACUUACCAAAUUUCACAUCGGAACAAUAUUGCAAAAACCAAGACGUCUGGGCGGUUAGCAAAAUGGGCCAUCAAAUUGGGGGGCCACAACAUUUUGUAUAGGCUGCGCCCAGCCAUCAAAGGUCAAGUCUUGGCGGAUUUCGUCACAGAAGUUCCAGUGGAAAAAAUCAAAGAUUGCGAGAUUGUUGAGACUCCCAUGAAAGACACGUCUAAUGAGUUGUGGUUUCUAUACACUGAUGGGGCACCAAAUGAGGACGGCGCAGGAGCAGGGUUGCGCCUUGUGAGCCCCGAGAAGCAUGAAUUUACAUACGCCAUCAAGUUGGAUUUCAAGAACACCAAAAAUGAGGCGGAAUAUGAGGCAUUCCUGGCAGGCUUACCUCUCGCCAUAAAAAUGGGGGCUCAAAAUCUACAAGCACAUGUCGACUCGCUUUUGAUCGCCAGUCAAAUCAACGGAAUCUAUGAUGCAAAAGGCGAAGUUAUGGCCUUAUAUUUGGAUCAGGCGAAAGAAUUGCUUCAGCAAUUCAAGUCAUACAAGGUAGUUCACAUCAAUCAUUCCGAAAACAAACCAGCAGACGCUUUGAGAAAGCUCGCUUCAACUUCCUUUCAACAUCUCGCCAAAGAUGUAAGGAUUGAAGUACUCAAAAAUCCAUCAGUCCUGCUGCGCCAGGUAAAUGUGAUCGAAAUAGGGCAGCCAUCUUGGAUGACCCCUAUAAUUCAAUAUCUGCAAGAAGGAAUACUCCCAGAGAGCAAAGCAGAGGCAAGGAAGAUUCAAAACAAGGCCCUGCAUUAUGAGAUGAGUUGUGGUAUUCUAUACCGAAAGUCCUUCUUGGGGCCCUUAUUGCGCUGUGUGGACCCCCAGGAUGCGAAUUACUUGAUCAGAGAGAUUCACGAAGGGAUCUGUGGCAUCCAUGCAGGCCCGCGCAUGGUUGUCGUGAAGAUUAUGAAUGCUGGUUAUUACUGGCCAGGGAUGCAUGUCGAUGCUCUAAGGGAGUUGCGCAAAUGUGACUCAUGCCAAAGACACUCCCCGAAAACCCUGCGCCCGAAAAAAGAUCUCAUUCCUGUAUCCACUGCUUGGUCUUUCCAACAGUGGGGAAUUGAUAUGGUGGGACCUUUCCCUGAUGCUCCAGGAGCCGUGAAGUUCAUAAUCGUGGCCGUUGAUUAUUUUACUAAGUGGGUGGAGGCCAAGGCUCUCGCCUCAACCACGGCAAUGAUGGUGCGCAAGUUUAUCUGGGAGCACAUCAUUUGCAGAUUUGGUCUUCCACUCAAAAUCGUCACAGACAACGGUACCAAUUUUGCUUCCGAGGAUCUUCAAAAUUGGAUGAAGUAA